Saccharomycopsis crataegensis is the source of this 1941-nucleotide messenger RNA. RefSeq names its product triacylglycerol lipase (gene LDH1). The record is from RefSeq and is a predicted model, not a curated record. Lineage: Eukaryota; Fungi; Ascomycota; Saccharomycetes; Ascoideales; Saccharomycopsidaceae. Gene Ontology annotation, molecular function: protein tyrosine/serine/threonine phosphatase activity; monoacylglycerol lipase activity. The transcript has a single exon. The coding region runs from base 1 to 1941 and encodes 646 amino acids. Gene Ontology annotation, biological process: acylglycerol catabolic process; dephosphorylation. Gene Ontology annotation, cellular component: mitochondrion.
AUGCCAUUUAAGGACUCGCUGGAAAAUCCAUUUGUCAAAAGACUUUUGGAGAUCCAAACUAGCGAAGAGACCUACCCGAGCAAAUGGGACAAAUUGAUUAGAUACGGAAAAUUAUUGGUGACCCAGAGAUUGAAUGGUUUCACAAAUUUCGAAAAGCUCAUUCUCAAAGAACCCAAAGAUUGCUCUAUUGUUAGUAGAUAUUCCCAAGUUGAAAGGUUUGAAAUAACCAGAAGGUCCACAGGCUUGACGAUUGACGAAAUAUACCUAAAUGUUUUGAGGAUUCCUCAUCCUAUGCGGCGAUUUAUCGAAAAAUCAAAAAAUAUCGAUAUUUCCGAAAACUGCAAGAACUUGAACUUUGAAAAUCUUGAGGAAAAGGCAGACUAUUUGAGAAACAUUGAAGAUAACUUGUCAAAGCUCCCGGUGAUUGUGUUAAUCCACGGACUUGGCGGUCAGACAUCACAAUUCGAAGAGCUAUUGAUGCUAUUAUCUCAAAGUUGUGACUGUUUCGCCGUUGAUUUACCGGGGUUUGGGCAUUCUAGAUUUACUGAUGAGGUUGGGAAUUCUAUGAUCAAACAUAGCAAAGAAGAUGCAAAAAAUUUGAAACAGUCGAUGCUGAAGAUGACAUGGGAAGAUUUUCAGACAGAUAGAAUCGUGGAAAUCUUGGAAAAUGUUGUAAUGAAUGACAAAAAACUUCAAAAUAGAAAGCUCGUGUUGAUUGGUCAUUCUAUGGGUACCCAUAUUGUUUUGAAACUUAGUCGCCUGUUGAACCUGUUGACCACAGAAAAGAAGGUAGAGUCCAUAGUAUUGUUGUCACCGCCAGAUAUCAGCAAUACAUUGGGUAUUCCUAAGUCUUUAUUCUCUACAUCAAACUUCUUAAUCAGGAUAUUCAUCUAUUUUCCGUUCAUUUUGAAUUUAUUGCGGGUGUAUGACCGACUAGGAGGACUUUAUUCUGGCUCAGUGCUACGAAUGGUUGGUAGUCAAGCUUCGAUUUACACUAAGGUUAAGCAGAUUAGAUGGAAUUUAGAUAGCGAUAGUAAGGCUUGGCUAAGAUAUGUCGAAGGAUUUCAAAGAGUCGGGAAAUCGCAAUUUAUCGCCAGCAUGUCGAGUUUUAAGAAUGAUGACGAUAAACUGAAAGUGCUAAUUCUUUGCGGUGAAGAGGAUCAAGCAACCCCCAUUAAUAAAGGUUUGAGACAUAUGAAAGAAAUCGCAGAUAAUAUUAAAGUCCCAGUGGAAACAGUGGCGAUUCACAAUUGUGGGCAUUCGAUAGUAUUGGAGAAACCUGAAUUUGUUAGUGGAAUGAUUCUUAAGUUUCUUAUGAAUAAUAUAGAUGCGAAGUUGGACCCAUCAUUUGUGUUAACUUUGAAAGCAAUCAUCAAUGGGGAUAAAUGGGGACUUAAGAAUUUGGAUAAAUGGAAGUCAAUUCAGAAUGUCAGCGAUAUAAUUAUCAACGCCAAUACUAAUAAUAUCUCGCCAUUGUUAGCAAUGAAAACUUUGAGAAAUAAUGACCCGGCACAUUCGCCAGAAAUUUUAGAGAACACUAGACCAGAUAUUAUAGGGAUCAUUGAUAUUUCAGCGACAGGCACCAGUAAUUCUUACGAUCCAAAGGCUUUCAAAAGAAUCAAGUACCAUAAAUUGGCAACAAUUUCGAAAAUUCCUCCCGAUACCAGAUUAAUCAGACUGUUCAACGACUUGGUGACUAGCAUUUUAAAGGAGUACUACCAUGGGAACUCUGGCAACAAUGUGAUUCUGAAGGAUGGGCCAUUUAUUGCAGUGCAUUGUCACUAUGGUUUCAACCGUACAGGUUAUUUGCUCUGCAGCUAUCUUAUUGAACACUUGGAAUGGACGGUAAAAGAUGCUUUGGAAGCCUUUACCACUGCCAGACCACCGGGAAUUCGUCAUCCUCACUUUAUUGAUAGUUUGUAUCUUACUUAUGAAGAUUAG